Messenger RNA from Drosophila obscura, 1102 nucleotides. Its product is annotated as transmembrane protein 179. Bases 88 to 789 code for a protein of 233 amino acids. The record is from RefSeq and is a predicted model, not a curated record. Lineage: Eukaryota; Metazoa; Arthropoda; Insecta; Diptera; Drosophilidae. The transcript has 4 exons.
UAGAUGUGCCAUCGAUGGUUGUGCAGCCCUUGGGAACAAUAAAAAUAAUUUGUUGAAUUUUUGUUUGUGGUUUGUUAAAAAGCCAAAAUGGCCCUGGCAAACGUUCUCCUGCUCAGUCAGAUCGCUGGCCAUGUUAUCCUGUUCAUACUGUCGCUGUGCAUUGUGGUGCCGCUGUUUAUAAAUCUCGAUCAAUUUUGUGGACACUGUCUCCUCUUCACGACGGGAAAAUGGCGCGAGGAGGACGGCAUGUUCGAUGUGAAUUGGGCAUCGAAUGGCUUCUGCAACUUUCCACUUAUCACAGGGUUCUUCCUGCUCAUCAUAUCAGUGGUGCAAAUAUAUCGAUAUGCACGCAUGAAGGAGGAGGCUUCGUUUAUUGCACUGUUCAUUGAUGUCGUUUUGGGAAUUUGGAUGCUGGCCAUGUCAAUUCUGUCUGCCAUAUUCAUUACCCUAGGCUUUAUCGUCUGGUGCGAUGGCAUGACCGAACGCUUCCCAUCCUGCGAGAUAUCCGCUGGCCAGAACAUUAUACGCGGCGACACGGAGAAGAUUAAUACCUCGGGUUUCUACAUUGAAAUGGGCACCACACAGUUUGGAGCCUGGGGAUCAUUUGCCAUUUGUGUGGGCAUUGGCGUCAUCGCCUUGCUGAAACUCAUCGACAACCAUCAGGUGCGCAACAUCAAGGUUUCCAUGUACCUGGAGCGACAGCGCCUGGUCAAUCAGCAACAAUUCGAUGGACGAUCCACGCCUCCCAUUGUCUCGAACGCCUCCUCCGAUUCGGAUAACAACAAAUAGUUGGCACCGGAGACGAGCCAGCAGUUUGUAAUUCUAUACGUAUUUCUCAUCAUGUGCGUUAUAAUCAUAGUAUGUCACUUAGUCCUCGUUCUUACCAUAGAGGUGGAAAUUAAGCAGCGGCACACCUACACUCCAAUGCGCAUGUAGUGUUGUGCCCAGUACUAACUAGAGAUAUUGAAUCUAUUAUUUAAGCCACUUACGUGAUAUGUAUUGUAUAUAUUAUAUUGUAUGUAUUUUAUCAAAUAUUCCAUGUUAUACAUAUAGCCAAAUAAAUUGAAUAAUAUUAACAAUGUUUGUGUGGGAAUCAGAAAUA